CAACAGGUCAUUCUGUGCGAUGGAACUACCAUUCGGUCUAUACGCAAAACACGGAAACCGAGUGACCGUUACCGAAGCGUUAAUAACACAACAAGUGUCCCUUCACUCCACGAUACCGGUUCCAACGGUUCUUGACGUACUUCGGAACGGGCAGGACGGGCAUAUAUACUUCCUCAUGUCUCGACUCCCAGAUGGAGGUGUUUGUGACCACGGUGGGCGGAUGGUUGGAACAAUUGCGUGCGAUAGGACCGUCGCCCUAUGGUGACUCCGUCUGCGGCUUUCUCGGUGGACCAUUCUACAGCUACCGCAUCUUGCAUGACAGACCUGUUGGUCCCUUCGCCUCGCAGGAAGAUUUCCAUGCGCAGUGGUUUAAUACCCUCCCCGAAGAAGCAGACGCAGAGAUUCGUGCUCUCGCCAGCCGCUUGCGCAGUCAAAAGCGGUAUAGGAUAUGCCUCACGCACGGCGACAUAUCCCCCAAUAACAUUCUCGUGGACGAGGCCUAUAGACCCGUCGGCCUCGUCGACUUCGGCUGCGCGGCGUGGAUGCCGGAAUAUUGGGAACUCACAUAUUCGAUUUACGGACGCCAGCUCUUUUACCCUGGCUGGGUCAAGGCGUUCACGCAGAUCUUUCCGCAGUACAAAGACGAGCUGGCGGUGGAGACCGAGCUGUGGAAGUACGCCUCGCCGUGGUAG
Messenger RNA from Gloeophyllum trabeum ATCC 11539, 692 nucleotides. RefSeq lists its product as uncharacterized. Bases 192 to 692 code for a protein of 166 amino acids. The transcript is spliced from 2 exons. The record is from RefSeq and is a predicted model, not a curated record. Gene Ontology annotation, biological process: protein phosphorylation. Gene Ontology annotation, molecular function: ATP binding; protein kinase activity. NCBI's taxonomy places the organism in Eukaryota, Fungi, Basidiomycota, Agaricomycetes, Gloeophyllales, Gloeophyllaceae.